Molecule: messenger RNA, 1158 nt
Organism: Cooperia oncophora
Lineage: Eukaryota; Metazoa; Nematoda; Chromadorea; Rhabditida; Trichostrongylidae
Source: the annotation of a GenBank genome assembly
AUGGGAUUCACUUUUUCGGAAAUUCGCCGGCGUCUUCUUGCGGUUGUGGAAGACCUUCAUAGUGCACACUUGCAGCCAUCCUUCUCCACGAUAGUAUCUUCACCGAGUCUUUGCGUUCGUGGAUGUAUGCAGUCGGUUUCAGCCGGUGCUGAGGGUAUCGUAUGGGCUCUCGCCAAGGAUGGGGUCGUUUAUGCUCUUUCUUCUGCCUAUAAUUUAUUCUCCGGAACCCAUUCCACUGGUGUUUGCAGAAGACAGACAUUCUUAGAGAAGUGGUUGAAUAUCAGAAGCAUGUAUUCAUUCGUGGAUUCGUCUCAUUCCAAGGAACAUCUGGCGGAACUUCAGGGUGGAUGGAAGGACCAAGUGCAGCUGCCAUCUCGUGAAUGGAGCUGGCUUGACGCCGAAUGGCAAGUGGUCGAUAAAGAGAAGUACGAAGAUGGUUGGACAUACGCAGACUCCAUCGACGGGCAGUACCGCGCAUUCACGAAGAAAAAGAAUCAAUUCCGACGACGCCGAUGGCAACGACGUUGUCGAUUUGAAGGUCGAGGACCAUGGAUUGCCGUUGAGACACCUCCAGUUCGCUCGAUUGAAGUGCAGAAGAUGAAAGCCGAUAGGGUAGAAAAUUUAUACUUGUUUGGGCGGUUACCUACGGACGGACAAGUUUUGCUUAGACAAGGUGUCACAAGCGAACAUCCUCAAGGAACUACUUGGAAACAUAUUAUUGGGGAUUUCGCCAUCAGUUCAAUUUCUUGUGCUUCUCCGACAUGUGUUUGGGCGACUACAGUGGAUGGCAGAUUGCUGCGACGAGAGUGCUUGGAUCAGACGGAUAUGGAGUCUGUUGACUGGUCAGAAGUAGUUUAUUCCCCGUUGAAAAGCGUGUUCUCCUUUUGUGCCUCGGAGAACUACGUCUUUAUCCUCCCAGCAAGUGAUCCUCAGCUCAUUCUUAUCGAUGUAAAACGCUUGAGUUCGAAGAUCUGCCUGUCCAUUCCAAAAGCUAUUUGUAUCACUGUGGAUAAACAGGGUAAUCUGUACUAUUGUGAUGGGUCAAGUAUUGUACAAUUGGAGAAGUACUAUGUAAAUGUCAAUCAGCAGUGCGAAGUAGAUUUCCGAAUUUCGGAGAGAAUUUCGGAUGGAAGCUAUGCCCAAUGUUGUUUCGAAUGA